AUGAAUCCUCUAACUUUGUUGCUUAUUUUACCUCUCUUUACUCAGUUUUUGGAAAUUGAACCUGCAAAACCAAAAGUUAUUGGGAAACCAAGAUUUCCUACCUCUCAAAUCAGUGUCAUGGGUUUUGUUUAUUGUGAUUUCUGCUCAAAUAACACAUUUUCUAGACACAGCUACUUCUUGCCAGGUGCUGAGGUGACAAUAGAUUGCAUGUUCAAGGCAAUUUCAGCUAAAACAUCAGAACAGAUUACACUUUCGGUGAACAGAACAACAAACAAGUAUGGAAUGUACAAGCUUGAAAUACCAUCAGUUGAUGGAGUGAAAUGUGCUGAAGGGUCUGAAGUUAUGUCUUCCUGUGAAGCUAAAUUGAUUAGAAGUUCAACUUCUUCUUGCAAUGUUCCUGGCUACAAAAGCACUUCUAAUGUGAUUUCAGUGAAAGCAAGAAAAACCAAUCUCUGCAUAUAUAGUCUUAAUGCUUUGAAUUUUAGACCAUCUAAGAAGGAUACUAGUUUGUGUGGUAGUUAA
This is a messenger RNA of Vicia faba (fava bean), 522 nucleotides long. Lineage: Eukaryota; Viridiplantae; Streptophyta; Magnoliopsida; Fabales; Fabaceae. The record is from the annotation of a GenBank genome assembly.